Molecule: messenger RNA, 712 nt
Organism: Ambispora leptoticha
Lineage: Eukaryota; Fungi; Glomeromycota; Glomeromycetes; Archaeosporales; Ambisporaceae
Source: the annotation of a GenBank genome assembly
AUGGAAAUAACAGACAAGAUUUCUAAUCUUUACUUAAACCAUCCAACUGAUUGUGCAGACGAAGAAAAUGUUUUUUUAUCGUUAUCUUCAUCAUCUAAAUCAUUGUCGUCAUCAACAAUUACCAAUAAGAAAGAAGAAUAUGUUGCUCUUAAGAAUCAAAUUAAUGAAUCUGAGGAAUGGGAAAAGUUUUUCAACGGAUUACGAAAAGAAUUUGAACAAGCUGUUAUACGUGGUGAAUCAGAAAACACAUUCCCAAUGUUAACUAGAUUCAUCAAAGAAAGAAAUCACGAUCCUGCAAAGAUACAUGAAUUACUUGAGACCGAGGAAUAUCGAAUGCAGUAUGCUUUAAUUAGGGAAGCAAAAUUUAUGCUCGCAAUCUGUUAUAUGCAAGAAAUUGGUACUUCUCGCGAUUCCAAAUUAGGUUUCAAAUUCUUCAAAGAAGCUUCUGAUCGAGGGCAUUUAGACUCAAAACAUCGUCUUGGCACUUGCUAUAUGACCGGUACUGGAGUUACAGAGGAUAAAUCAAAAGCAUUUAAGCUUUGGUAUGAUGCAGCUAUGCUAGGAUCAAAUAACGUUCAGAAUGAGCUAGCGUGUUGUUAUUGUAUCGGCGAGGCGGUUCAAAGAGAUUUACAUCAGACUAUCCGAUGGCUUCGUAAAGCUAUCGAUAAUAACGAUGGAGAAUCGAUGAAGAAUUUGGAAAAUCUGUUUAAAA